AUGGGAGCAAAACAUGAAGGAACCCAAAAUGAAACAAGAGUUGUGGAAUUCAUUCUUCUUGGCUUCUCUGGACCUCAGUAUUUACAGUUCAUCAUCUUUAUGCUCUUUCUUAUCAUGUACAUCUUGACACUUUUGGGCAACAUGGCCAUCAUCCUUCUAGUAAUAACAAAUAAUCAUCUCCAUACGACCAUGUAUUUCUUUCUUUGCAACCUCUCUUUCCUGGAGAUAUGGUAUACUACAGCUUCUGUCCCCAAGAACCUUACACUAUUACAAGAGAAAAGCAGAAGCAUCUCAUUCAUGGGCUGCAUUUUACAGAUGUACUUUGUUUUUGCCUUUGGGUGUACAGAAUAUUUCCUGUUAUCUGCCAUGGCAUAUGACCGAUAUUUGGCCAUAUGUUAUCCCUUGGAUUACAACACUAUCAUGGACAUCAGCUUCUCAAGCAAGUUGGCAGCUUGUUCCUGGCUCGGUGGAUUCCUCAUAAUUUGUAUACCAGCUUUUCUGAUCACAAAGCUGUCUUUCUGUGGGCCCAAUGUGAUUAAUCAUUUCUACUGUAACAUUGAUUCCUGGAUCAUUCUUUCCUGCACUGACACCUAUUACAUUGAGAUGGCAGCUUUUGUGAUAUCUGUUAUAGUCAUCUUGGGUUCCUGUGUGAUAACUCUUCUUUCUUACAUUUACAUCAUCUCCAUCAUCCUGCGCAUCCCUUCAUCUAAAGGACAACAAAAGGCCUUUUCCACAUGCCCCUCUCAUCUUGCUGUUGUUAUCAUUUGGUAUGGCUCUACUAUCUUUCUGUUUGUCAAGCCUUUCAAACAGACAUCUUUAGAAAUACCCAAAAUGGUGAACAUCUUAAACACAGUUGUGACUCCCUUGCUGAAUCCUUUUAUCUAUACACUAAGAAACAAAGAGGUAAAGGAAGCAUUUAGAAAUUCUUUGCAUAGGGUUUGA
Sceloporus undulatus (fence lizard) is the source of this 942-nucleotide messenger RNA. Its product is annotated as olfactory receptor 6F1-like. Gene Ontology annotation, cellular component: membrane. The transcript has a single exon. The record is from RefSeq and is a predicted model, not a curated record. Gene Ontology annotation, molecular function: olfactory receptor activity; G protein-coupled receptor activity. Gene Ontology annotation, biological process: G protein-coupled receptor signaling pathway. Lineage: Eukaryota; Metazoa; Chordata; Lepidosauria; Squamata; Phrynosomatidae. The coding region runs from base 1 to 942 and encodes 313 amino acids.